AUGUUGUCUCAUUCCCAGUUACCAGAAUUUCUGUGGGGCGAAGCCAUAAAGACAGCUAAUUAUAUUUUGAAUAGAGUACCAAGUAAGUCAAUUCCUUCCACGCCAUUUGAGAUAUGGACAGGUAGAAAACCAAGCUUCAAUCAUUUUCAUACAUGGGGCUGCAGAUCUGAAGCUAGGCUUUACCAUCCAGCAGAAAAGAAGCUUGAUAUGAGAACCACUAGUUGUUACUUCGUUGGUUAUUCUGAGAAGUCUAAAGGAUUUAAGUUUUAUUGUCCUACUUUGCAUACAAGAAUUGCAGAGACUAAUAAUGCUAAGUUUAUUGAGGAUUUCAGCACAUCUUCCUCACAAUCCAAAAAUUCUUAUAUUUUUGAAGAAAUUGAUAAAACUUCAGUUGCAUCCUCGGGAAACUCAAUAUCAAUUCCAGUGCCAAUUCCAUGUUCAACAUCUGAGACAGUUACAAAUAAUGUUCCACAGCCACAAGUAUUUGAAGAAUCGGUUGAGGAAGCAGAUGUAUUGCCUAUUCUAGAACCAAAAGUACAGGCAGAACCUGCUAAUCCUGAGCCUGCACUUCAAAGAUCUAAAAGACCAAGGAGAUCUGCGAUUCCUGGUGAUUAUAUGGUGUAUUUACAGGAAGUUGAAUUUAACAUUGGAGAUCUUGAUGAUCCUGUUUCUUAUAGAGAAGCCAUGGAAAGUUCUCAAUCAACUCUUUGGCAAGCUGCUAUGGAAGAGGAAUUAGCUUCUAUGGACAAGAAUGGUGUCUGGACUUUGAUUGAGCCUACUGCUGGUGUCAAACCAAUAGGCUGCAAGUGGAUUUACAAGACUAAAAGGGAUUCUCAAGGAAGAGUUGAAAGGUUGAAGGCAAGGCUAGUUGCAAAGGGGUUUACACAAAGAGAAGACGAUAUACUCUUGGCAAGUUCAAAUGUUCAAUUGCUUCAAGAUACUAAGAGUAUGCUCUCUAGUAGUUUUGAUAUGAAGGAUUUAGGUGAGGCUCAUUUUGUUUUGGGCAUUGAGAUUGUUAGAGACAGGUCAAGAAGAGUUUUGGGGUUAUCUCAGAACAAUUAUAUUGACAGAGUUCUUAAAAGGUUCAACAUGGAAAGAUGUAGUGGUGGUGAUGUUCCAAUUGGUAAGGGUGAUACGUUUUCUACUCAUCAAUGUCCUGUGACAGAUUUUGAAAUUGAGGCUAUGAAAGAUAAGCCUUAUGCUUCCUUGGUAGGUAGUGUGACGUAUGCUCAAGUUUGUACUAGACCAGACUUGGCAUUUGCACUAAGUGUACUAGGAAGGUUUCAAUCAAAUCCUGGUAUUGCUCAUUGGAAUGCAAGCAAAAAGGUUCUCAGAUAUUUGCAAAAGACUAAAUCAUAUGUGCUGUGUUAUCAUUAUGUGGAUUCACUUAAUUUAGUUUGCUAUUCAGAUGCUGAUUUGGGAGGCUGUGUUGAUGACAGAAUGUCAACAAGUGGCUAUAUGUUUAUCUUAGCUGGUGGUGCAGUUUCAUGGAGAAGUAAGAAGCAAACUACCAGAUCAGUGUCUACAAUGGAAUCUGAAUAUAUUGGAUGUUUUGAAGCUGCAAAGCAAUGUGUUUGGUUAAAGAAUUUGAUUCACAGUAUGAAAAUUGUCAAGAGUAUAGAGAGGCCAUUGAAGCUAUAUUGUGAUAAUAGUUCAGCUAUGUUCUUUGCCAAAAACAAUAAAAGAUCUGAUGCUUCAAGGCUACUGGAUAUCAAGUACUUGACAUUUCAGGACAAGGUCAGAGAUGGAGUCAUUGAUAUUGAGCAUCUUGGCACUUUGCAUAUGAUAGCAGAUCCUUUAACAAAAGCUUUGCAUGUGACUGCAUUUCAAAGACUAGUGCCAAAAAUGGGUGUGCAAGCUUCGAUUGAUUUUUUUUGA
Messenger RNA from Prunus armeniaca (apricot), 1878 nucleotides. Lineage: Eukaryota; Viridiplantae; Streptophyta; Magnoliopsida; Rosales; Rosaceae. The record is from the annotation of a GenBank genome assembly.